This is a messenger RNA of Anguilla rostrata (American eel), 1605 nucleotides long. Its product is annotated as chromogranin-A-like. Gene Ontology annotation, cellular component: chromaffin granule. Lineage: Eukaryota; Metazoa; Chordata; Actinopteri; Anguilliformes; Anguillidae. The transcript has 8 exons. The coding region runs from base 222 to 1478 and encodes 418 amino acids. Gene Ontology annotation, biological process: negative regulation of catecholamine secretion; defense response to bacterium; negative regulation of insulin secretion. The record is from RefSeq and is a predicted model, not a curated record.
UGUUGCUGCAUUAAGUGCUUCUCGAGAUAUCAGUAGAGCGAGAGCAGCAGAUGUGCACUGCAGCAGAUGUGGAAGAGCCCACCACUCAAAAGACAACAAAGGCAGAGCACCUACAUGAAUGAUUCAUUUCGCGCAAGGCAGCCGAAGAUAGUGAGACCUUACCACAGACUUUACCUCCUUCACAACAAACUCAGGACUGUGGGUGUUGUUGGUUCGCAAAUAUGAUCACAAGAGGAUGCUGUGUUUUUACAUUAUUGGUGAGCUACGUGCUUUCAAACCCCGUUCCUUCAGAUCAAGUGGCGAAAGAUGACAUUAAGGUGAUGAAAUGUAUCGUAGAGGUGAUCGCGGACACUCUGAGCAAGCCCCAUCCCAUCGCCGUCAGCCAGGAGUGCCAGGACUCCCUUACAGGAGAUGACCGAAUAGCCUCCAUCCUUCGCCACCAGAAUCUUCUCAAGGAGUUGCAGGAAAUUGCUGCUGAAGGUGUCAGUGAGAGAGUCCACCAGCCACCACAGAAGAAAAAUGAGGACGAUAGCGAUCAUGUGACCGACGGCCUUGGGGGUCACCCAGGCGUGGAGGACACAACAGGUGAGCAGUGGGAGCCAUCCACAGCAAAGGAGGGGGCUGCUGAUAGGGGGGACCCCGCGGAGGGGGACAACGAGGUGGAGGAGGAGAGCCGGGAGAAGAGUGGGGAGUCCCGGGAGGGCAACGAGAUUGGGGGAACCAACGAAGGGGAGGCGGCGGGGGAGGCGGAGGAGGGAGAAGAGAAGGAAACGGAUGGAGAAAGCAGCCGAAAUUGCAUUUCUGACUCGGUGAACCGAGGUCAGGAAGAGGAAGAGCAGGAGGAAGAUGAGGAAAAGACGGCCCCGGCAGAGGAGGAGGAGACUCACUCCAGCUCUGGGGAGGAUGAGGGGAAGGGAAAGCAGGGGAAUGAAACGGAAGAGGACGACAGCACACAAGUAAGCAAAGAUGGGGAGACCGAGCAGCCGAAGAGCGUCCCCGAUGCAGAGUCCGACGCGAAACGAUCUGAGGAGGGGGAGGCGGAGGAGGAAGAAGAGAUGGAGGGAGAGCCAGGACAUAAAAGGCCUUUCGAGGGGGCAGAGAAAGAAGGUGAAGAGGAUGCGACGAGUGAGGUGAAGGAUGACAGGGAGAGCGAGCCGGGCUUCGAGCGGUCGAGCGAGAGAGGAGAGGAAUCGCCCCGGCAACCGUCUGGGGCCGCAGAGGAAGACGGGCGCGCGGGCGGCGAGGGAAGGAACCCGAUGGAGGAGACACAGGGGAGCCCGCAGCUGCUGUGGUACGCCCCGCACCGCUCCGAGGAGAACAGCCCGGAGGAGGCGCAGGAGCUCCACGUGGAGGAGAAGAGGGAGGAGGAGGGCAGCGGCAGCCACAGGGGUGAGGACCAUGAGAUCGAGCGCCUAGCGGCCAUUGAGUCCGAGCUGGAGAGCGUGGCCCAGAGGCUUCAUGAGCUGAGGAGAGGCUGAGCUGAGUUUAUCACCCUCCUUCUCCUCGGGUUUUUUAACAGAUGCGUGUGAGUGGCAGACAUCUUGCUCUGUCUGUUCAGGAGCUGUCUCCAAAAAAAAAAAAAAAAGAAGUGCUGGUUUCUGGUAC